Molecule: messenger RNA, 546 nt
Organism: Peronospora farinosa
Lineage: Eukaryota; Oomycota; Peronosporomycetes; Peronosporales; Peronosporaceae
Source: the annotation of a GenBank genome assembly
AUGACCGAAGAAGUGUAUCACGAGCGCCAGAUAUUCUAUCGCUGUGGUCUCCAUGCUCUGAACAACGUACUCCAAGGCCCCAUAUUCACGAAAAGCUCACUUGAUGAUACCUGUUCUGAAUUGACAACUCGAAUCGAUCAGACUGGUAACAAUGGACUGCUACAUUGGGUCUGGAACCCACACAAAGCUCCAAUGGGUCUUGGGAACUAUGAUAUCAAUCUAUUGACUCUAGCUCUACAGCAAAAAGGAUACGAGAUGCAAUGGAUCGACAAGCGAUUGCCCGUGGAUGAGAAAUUGAUCCCGUUUGAUGAGGUGGAAGGAGUUCUGUGCAAUGUGAUCAUGACGACGACGUUCAGCAGUCUAUGGGUGCAGAGGCACUGGUUUGCUAUUCGGAAAAUUCAAGGCGUUUGCUACAAUUUGGACUCGAAAUUACCAGCUCCAGUGCCAUUUGAAGGAGAGACCGAGUGCUAUCAAUUCUUGCAAGAACUUGUGAAGACUGGCGAGUGCGAAUUGUUUGUGAUUAUGAAGGAGAGAACAAGGAGAUGA